This is a messenger RNA of Baudoinia panamericana UAMH 10762, 1056 nucleotides long. RefSeq lists its product as uncharacterized. The coding region runs from base 181 to 735 and encodes 184 amino acids. NCBI's taxonomy places the organism in Eukaryota, Fungi, Ascomycota, Dothideomycetes, Mycosphaerellales, Teratosphaeriaceae. The transcript has a single exon. The record is from RefSeq and is a predicted model, not a curated record.
ACAGGAAGGUUGGAGACCAGGCACGCCUUUUCAUUCAACUUCUGCUCCUGCGCGGCAGAGUCUAACCUUGCAACACUACUUCAAGCGUAUGGGUUACUCGGAGCUUAAUCUUGCAUUACGCCGUACAAGCGCGUAUAUGGGGUGCGAUCCAGGGUGUGGAAGCUCUACAGCGGUCCAGACAUGCGCAUAAGUGGUUGCUACCCGAUCGGUUGGCGAAGGAUCUGCCAACCAAUCUGCGGCGACACUAUGCUCGCCCCAUUCAGCGAAGAAGGAGUGCUACUUCGCGCCUGCAUCUACAAGCAUCCAGGUCGCCUACCAGUCCCGUCAGGGUGCCGCAAGAAGAUGUCUCGAACCUUCUCCGGAGAAGAUCAGUGUCACGGUCAUACCGUUGCGUCCGAUACAAUGCCACCGCAGCUUGACCUGAACGAACCAAGACGUAUCAUAGCUUGCUCUUGCCGAAUGCGAAGCUGCAACGCUGCAUGCGGUACGUGCUGCUCCCGGCUUACCUGCUCACGCCAGUGCUUUGCCGGCCUUGGUUGGGGGAAGUGUGUAUAUGUCCUUGCCGAGCUGAUGCUUGCCGGUCACGAAACGGUAUUGUUCGUGGGCGGAUGCUUUGAGAGCGGUAUGGCAUCUUCCAGAUGCAGCGCAUGGAGUACAGAUGUCGUUAAGCACAGCAACGAGCACGCAGAAGAAGGCUGGCUGCACAAAAGACUUGCCCUCUACUUUCAGCGUUGAGACGCCGGGCGAUGAUGUCUCACUAUGGUGGCACCCAGAUACACCAGCCUAUCCACCACGGAGCGUGGGUCAUGGACUGGACGGCACACAACAGUCGCUUACCUUGUGCUUACAUUGGGACAUUGAUACGACCGUACGCGAGAUGUGCCUUCCACUCAACACGCGAGCUCGGCUGGUGCCGCCGAAGCUUGGCGCGACCAGGCUUCCGCCGGCGCGCCUUCCACCCUCCACGGCUGCAACGAACCACACUCCUCGUCACGGCCCCAAUAUUGUCACCCGACACGGAAUACCCACGCCGAUAUGGAUGCCACGGAGGGUGCA